Chaetomium globosum CBS 148.51 is the source of this 1977-nucleotide messenger RNA. RefSeq lists its product as uncharacterized. The coding region runs from base 1 to 1977 and encodes 658 amino acids. NCBI's taxonomy places the organism in Eukaryota, Fungi, Ascomycota, Sordariomycetes, Sordariales, Chaetomiaceae. The transcript is spliced from 5 exons. The record is from RefSeq and is a predicted model, not a curated record. Gene Ontology annotation, molecular function: protein binding.
AUGCCUUACACCCAACUGCCGAAGGCCUGCUCAGACCCUGAAAUACCCCCAGGUCACCCUGGCAGGCCCAGGUUUCACCACAGAUGCACCGAAGACCGACUCCGUGAAGGUCUAGGAAGACCUCCGUCCUUCUCAAUGUCGAACAAGAUCGCCAAAGAGCGGAAAUCCAUCUUCAAGGAGCUAGGCCUGGAUACAAAUCAACCGAAGGAGUUCAUCUCGAACGAGAAGGAUUAUGGCGAGACUAAGGGACUGGCAUCGCCCGCGAGCAUUCAUGCCCCUGAAUCAGCGAACCGCAAUGCAGACGAUGCGGGCCGAAGAGAGACGGCAAGGCGACUGACACAUGGAGAGGAAGACGGACGGGUAGAGCCCCAAUCCGAGCCAGCGUCCCCAUCGCCCUCCCAGCGGCCGUGGUACUCCAGACUACCCAGGGUUCGCCGACCCAGGAUCAAGAGUGUUUCAAGUGCGCCCCCAAGCAUGUCUACCAUCACCAGGCUCUCAUCGGUUGCACUGCUUAUUGCUGUUCUGUUACCCGGUUUUAGUUAUUACCAGAGCCGUGAGGAGACUGCGUCAAAUCUUGCGGAGGCCGGCGUGAUUCAAACCACGACCGUGGAAUCCCGGCCCUAUCCUCGAGAGAAGAAACACGCCGACAGAGAUAAUAAUUUCCUGGCGUUGGAUCUCACAAAAUCCUGGGACACCAGCUCACCGGCACUCCGAAGCCUCCCUCAGCCAUCAGGCCCGCCUGCUGUGUCCUUGGGUUAUCUCUGGAACGACUACAACAACCUCUACCUCUACGGCGGACAGUUUGCCGACAAUCCAUUCGUCGAGCCCGCCCCUAUUUCGACCUGGAAGUACUCCGUCAGCGGUAAGGCCUGGACCGAGUAUCCAUCACCAAGGACCUCGGCCGGCAAGAACGCCGACCCGGGUGAUCGACCAGUGCAACGUGCCGCCGAAGGCGCAGGCAUAUCGGUGCCCGAGCUGGGAUUGAGCUGGUAUUUUGGCGGCCACCUCGACCUGUCCACCACUCCCGGCUGGUCCAACCAGAUCGCCCGGGUGUAUCUCAAGAGCCUCCUCGAGUUCACCCACCCCGGAUACACCAACGACGCCGUCUACUCGCUGGCCGACGGGACUGGGGCGGGCGAGGGUGGCGCGUACCGCAACAUCACUGAGGGCGGUCUGCAAGUCAAGGACAGGUUCCCCGAGAGAGCAGACGGCGUCUUGGUUUUCGUGCCUGGCUGGGGUGAAAAAGGGGUGCUCAUCGGGCUGGCGGGUGGCAGCAACGACACGUUCGUCGACGAUCUCUCGACCCUCGACGUCUACGACAUUGCACGAUCGGAGUGGUACCAGCAGAAGACCACCGGAGACGCGCCAUCCGUGCGAGUCAACCCAUGCGCCGUGACCGCGUCCGCGCCAGACGCAUCCAGCUUCCAGGUCUACCUCUACGGCGGCCAGAACCUACAACCCUACGGCCAACAAACCCAAUACUCCGACAUGUACAUCCUUACCAUCCCCUCCUUCACCUGGCUCGCGGUCCCCACCCCCCCUUCCUCCCCCCCCGCCCGCGCAGGGCACACCUGCAUCCUACACUCCGGCCAAAUCCUCAUCAUCGGCGGCUACACGGGCGCCGCCCCCUACCACCCCCUGCGAAGCCCACCCCGCGCGGCAUCCACUCCCCGCCCCCGGGGGGGUUGUCGGGACGGUGGUGGUGGUGGGGCUGUGUUGGGAGAGAAGGAGGCGUCGCGGUGGGUGCAAGGGGGCUCGCAGCUAGGGAGGGGCUGGUGCCGCCCGCCCUGGUUCGCUGGCGCGCCGCCGGCGUUGGGCCGAUUCUUCGACCUCGACGGUGGACCUCGGCGUUCGCUCGGCUGGGCGGUGCCGCCGGCCGAGCCCGCGGUUCUUUGGUCUGAUGGGGAGCGGCGCCCUAGGAGGGCCCUCAGGGUUGUUAAUGGGCUGGAAGGGGACAGAGACAGCGGCGGUGAGUAG